AUGGCGCACAUGUUGUACUACCACAGUGCAAGCAGCAGCGAGGUGAUCGCCGAUGAGCAGUGGCGGAUGGUCAAGACCAGGGGAAAUCAGUUCGUCGUCGGCGAUCGGCCCUUCUACGUGAACGGCUUCAACGCGUACUGGCUGAUGAUCCUCGCCGUCGACCCGUCCACCAGGGGGAAGGUCACCGAGGUGUUCCAGCAGGCGGCGGCGGUCGGGCUCACGGUGUGCCGCACGUGGGCCUUCAACGACGGUGGCUGGAGGGCGCUUCAGAAGUCGCCAUCUGUCUAUGACGAGGAUGUCUUCAAGGCGUUGGAUUUCGUGGCGAGCGAGGCAAGGAAGUACAGGAUCAGGCUUAUUCUGUCACUGAUCAACAACUGGGACGGCUACGGCGGCAAGGCGCAGUACGUGAAAUGGGCCAGGGACGACGGCGGCCUCAACUUCACCUCCGACGAUGACUUUUUCUCCGACCAAACCGUGAAGGGCUACUUCAAGAACCACGUCAAGAACAUGCUGACGAGGGUGAACACGUACACGAGCGUGAUGUACAAGGACGACCCGACCAUCUUGGCGUGGGAGCUCAUGAAUGAGCCGCGCUGCACGUCGGACCCAACCGGGAACAAGCUGCAGGAGUGGGUCCAAGAGAUGGCGUUCCAUGUGAAGUCCAUCGACCCGGAUCACCUGGUCGAAGUCGGCGCGGAGGGCUUCUACGGCCCCUCGUCGCCGGCACGGCUUCCGGCCAAUCCAAACACCUAUGCCGGCCAGGUCGGCACCGACUUCAUCCGCAACCACCGCGUCCUGGGUGUCGACUUCGCCUCCGUUCAUCUCUACCCAGACACCUGGAUGUCGGGCACGACUCUGGAGGCACAGCUCAAGUUUGUGGCUUCGUGGAUGGAGGCGCACAUCGCCGACGCCGAGGGCACGCUAGGCGGCAUGCCGGUGGUGUUCACGGAGUUCGGGGCGUCCACCAAGGCCCGGACGAGCGGUGGCUUCAACGCGACCACGAGAGACCAGCUCAUCCAGGCGGUGUACGGGCAGCUCCUGGAUUCGACGCGGCGUGGCGGCGCCGGAGCGGGGGCGCUGCUCUGGCAGGUGUUCCCGGAGGGGACCGACUACAUGGACGAUGGCUACGGCGUCGUGCUUCCCAGGGCGGCGGCCACUGCCCGGAUCAUGUCCACGCACUCAAGGAGCUAG
This is a messenger RNA of Miscanthus lutarioriparius, 1191 nucleotides long. Lineage: Eukaryota; Viridiplantae; Streptophyta; Magnoliopsida; Poales; Poaceae. The record is from the annotation of a GenBank genome assembly.